ACAUGGAAACACACCAACCAUAAUAUCUCUCUAUAUAUUUUGACACAAACAAUCCCACACAGCAGCUCACAUGACCAAAAAUGGAGAAGCUGAGGAGAUCAUCCAAAAAAAGCAAGCCCGAUAUUGCCCGGUGCAAGAAGCACCCAAAGCACCAACAAUCGCCCGGCGUUUGCAGCUUGUGCUUGAGAGAAAAGCUUGAACGGCUUGCUCAAAAGCUGUCAACUUAUUCUGGCUCGCCACUUCUACUACGUAGAACCUUGUCUAUCACCUCUCCUUCGACGACGUCGUCUUUAUCUUCGCAUUACUCAUCCUCUUCGGGUUCUUCUUUGUCGUCUCCGGCACCGGGAUAUGAGCAAAAGGGCCCCAUUUCUUGGUUUCUGAGUGGUGACAAUAAUGUGCUCACUAAAAGUAGGUCGCUGGUUAAUUAUAGU
This is a messenger RNA of Prunus mume (Japanese apricot), 431 nucleotides long. RefSeq lists its product as uncharacterized. The record is from RefSeq and is a predicted model, not a curated record. Lineage: Eukaryota; Viridiplantae; Streptophyta; Magnoliopsida; Rosales; Rosaceae.